CUCAGAUCUCUCCAUUUUAUUGGAUUAAAAGCUGUCAUUAAAACAUUAGGCAGUUCGAGUUUUUGCAGCUGCAAUUUUUAUCCGUACAAUAUUUAGCUGUCAAAAUAAAUCGUGCUCUCAGUUUUCAUAAUUCUAUUUAUUGAUUUAAAUUUAGGAAAAUGAUCAAACUUUUUUCAUUAAAACAACAAAAAAAAGAUGAAGAAGGUACAGCAAGAGCUGGAGGCUCACAAAAGAAAGCAUCAGCAGCACAAUUACGAAUCACAAAAGAUUUAAAUGAAUUGAAUUUGCCAAAAACCUGCAGCACAGAAUUUCCAGAUCCAGAUGACUUGCUUAAUUUCAAACUUAUAAUAUGCCCAGAUGAAGGCUUCUAUAGAGGCGGUAGAUUUGUAUUUAGUUUUAAGGUAGGACCAAACUAUCCCCAUGAACCGCCCAAAGUGAAAUGUGAAACAGCAGUCUACCACCCCAAUAUAGACUUGGAUGGCAAUGUCUGUCUUAAUAUACUCAGAGAAGAUUGGAAACCAGUUUUAACUGUUAACUCCAUAGUUUACGGACUACAGUAUUUAUUUUUGGAACCGAACCCCGAGGACCCAUUAAACAAGGAAGCCGCAGACGAGCUCCAAAGCAACAGGCGGCUAUUCGAGCAACACGUGCAGAGAGCCAUGCGCGGCGGCUACGUCGGCUCUUCGUACUUCGAACGGUGCCUCAAAUGAAACUCACCACAAUUAUUGUACAUUACGCCACGCUAUAUAAAUAAAAAAAUCUCAUUUUAUUUUUAAGAACGUUUGAUUUGGGUUUUUAAUUUACGGUUAACACAACUUUUUUUCCGUGAUAGUAAUGAAUAAGUGGCAUAAUAUUGGUUUUGAGAUUUUUCUGCACUCCUUGGAGUGCUACUGCAAUAACGCAAACUGGAAAUAAUCAGGGUUGCCACCUUUCUGGGUAAGGAAAGUAGAACAAUUACAUGGACCAUACAAUUUAGAAAACUAUGUUAUUUUCUAUAUUUUCUGGUAUUAUUUUUAGUUACUCAAGAUAAAUUUAAACAUUUCAGUGUCUCUCUUGUAGAUACUAACAAAUUCCGAAAGAUAAUUAUGUGUCUAUAAAAUUGUUUGAUGAAGGUUUCGUGAGAAACAGCGAUUGAACGUUCUUACCGAAAACAAAACCAUAUAGUUAUGCUGUCGGGACCCGGGUGAAUACCGUUAAAAAUCGGGACGAGCU
Chilo suppressalis (striped riceborer) is the source of this 1212-nucleotide messenger RNA. The record is from the annotation of a GenBank genome assembly. Lineage: Eukaryota; Metazoa; Arthropoda; Insecta; Lepidoptera; Crambidae.